Prorocentrum cordatum is the source of this 639-nucleotide messenger RNA. The record is from the annotation of a GenBank genome assembly. NCBI's taxonomy places the organism in Eukaryota, Dinophyceae, Prorocentrales, Prorocentraceae.
AUGAGGGAGGACGACGUGUGGCAGGGCCGAAAGUGGGCUGGCAGGGGCGACAAGAUGGGGCCGAAGAGGUACGGAGCAGCCACCCAGCAGCUGUUCCGGAGGCGAGAGGAAGCCGGCCUCCCGCGGGUCCCAGAGCACUUGAAACCUCAGUGGGAGCAGAUUGUCGACGAGCUGAACGAAGAGAUGUCCGGAACGAGGACCAACGCGGAGCUGCUUGCAGCAGCGGAGUCAGAGAAGAAGGCCCUCGAGCAGGGCGAGAAAAAGGCCCUCGGACAGCCCGACGACGGCGUGGAUCGAAGGCUGCUCCGCGGUGUCGAUGAGGCUUUUCCUCAAGCUCUCCCAGAGAAGUGGGAGCUCCCUGGCUUCCGGGACCCGAAGCCACAAGAGCAGAAGUGGACGCCCGUCGUCGGUGAGGUGACGUCCCUCGAGUACAAGCGACAACAGGGCGAUCCGAAGAUCUGCAAGAAAAUAAGGUGGGUGCAGAGCAAGAGGAAGGCAGUGGCGGCGGUCAACGGCGUCUUCGGGACGGGCUCCCUGACGACCCAGCGCGUGGUGAAGGGAAGAAUGAUGUUGGAGGAAGCGCGAAGGCUGCAAAACACGCACGAACCGUUGUCGCCCAGAACCUUCGACAACCUCUGA